AUGGAAGCGGGUACCGAUCUCGACUCAGUGACCGAUCUGCUAGCCCUGCGUCUCUCCUCGGUGCCAUUCCACGACAUCGAGCGAGCAGGAACGGAAGAGCGGAUGAACGAAGGAGAAGAAAGAGAAGAGGCACGGUUUCCGAGCGAGACGUUAGCGUCUGAACGCUGGCUCCCGCAGCUGGCGACGGUCUCCUUCGUCGGCCCAAUCACUCCUAUCCAGCCUGCGCUCGGCUUCUUCUCCACGAAGAUCCCGCUCCUCUUGCCGGAUUCCUCUCACCCGUUCAAGCCUUCCGGAUCCUUCCCCACGGGCUUGCUGCUCCUUCCCUCCUCUCUCGUCGUCGGAACUCUCCCGCAAAACCCUCACCUUCCCUGCGGCCCGUCAAAUUGGUUGAUCUCGGGUGAGAUAUGUCUGAUCAACAAGGAGAUCAGCGUGGUAGCCCAAAGCGUGUACGAACAACAGCCACAACAAGCAGGACUGCAACCGAGUGCGACGACAAGCCCAGCGAGUCAAGUCUCGUUUACGGGCUACAUGAACCGCCUGAUCCGGGUCGAUCCGCCGGUCUGGACAUACACCGGUCAGACCCAGAAGAAGAGGCCCGAUUACUCGAGUUUGGAGGGCGCGAUGGAGGCCAUCCUAGCCCAUCAAGGAGAGCAUGAGUAUGAAGAAGUCGGAUGGCAGGAUGGGGACGAGAUCCAGGACGGAGAGGUCCGCUUGGCCGAGCUCGAAUGGCUCGAUCUCUCCGUCCAUCUCCAAAGCCUUACAUACACUCCCGCAGACCAUCAGCAAGCUUCCUGGAGCACCCCCAGCUCCGAACUCGUCUCCUUCAAAUCUCGAUUCAAGGGUCGUUAG
Molecule: messenger RNA, 849 nt
Organism: Puccinia graminis f. sp. tritici CRL 75-36-700-3
Lineage: Eukaryota; Fungi; Basidiomycota; Pucciniomycetes; Pucciniales; Pucciniaceae
Exons: 3
Coding region: 1-849 (282 amino acids)
Source: RefSeq, a predicted model, not a curated record